Molecule: messenger RNA, 3714 nt
Organism: Lingula anatina
Lineage: Eukaryota; Metazoa; Brachiopoda; Lingulata; Lingulida; Lingulidae
Biological process (GO): endocytosis
Cellular component (GO): early endosome
Molecular function (GO): 1-phosphatidylinositol binding; metal ion binding
Source: RefSeq, a predicted model, not a curated record
AUGAACAGAAAGUUUUUGUUUGCUGGUAGGUUGACUUUCAGGGCUAAUUCAGAAAAUGAGAUACUGUCAUCAAAACUGAGCAAAGCAGAAGGAACAUUGAAAGAAAUAUCAGAGAAGCUGGUCACCACAGAACAAAAAGUUGAAAAAACUGCUGAAGAACUGAAAGGAAAGAAUGCUGAAAACAAGAAGUUGACUGCUGAAAAAUCCAAGUUGGAACAAAAGUUGUCAGCUGUGUCCAGUGAGCUACAAGAGAAAGAAACCUCCCUGAAAAAGCUGACAACUGACCUAGAGUUAUCCACAGUCCAGUGUCAAAGGUUGGAGACAGAAAGUAACAGCAAAAGUGACCAGCUGACCAAGCUGCUUGGGGACAAGACUAGGGAACUAGAAACCCAAGUUGCUCUAGGGAAGACACUGCAAGGAGAUUUGGAAAAUGCUAAAAGAGAUCUUCAGCUAAAGGGAGAAGAGUUGCAGGGAGCAAGACAGGCUCUAGAAGAAGUAACGAGAGAACACACAACAACAGUGGAGUCACUUAGGCAGAGCUUAGAAACUUCAGUACAAGAUGUGAAAAAUGCCAAGCAGCAAGUGGAGGAGAAGCUGAACCAGAUGGCUGCAGAGAAAGAGGAACUUUUACAGGUAAAAUCUCAACUGACUAAUGAGGUAGGCUCUUACAAACAGGCCUUGGAAGGACUGAGGAAGGAAUUUGAAGACACCAAGGAACAAUUGAAUCAAGAAAAGACCAAGUUACUUGACCAUGUGCAGCAGACCAGAGAAGAAAGGGACCACUCAGUCAGGGAUUUGAAGACACAGAUACAGCAGCUAGGUGAAGAAGUAAGCCAGCUAAAGGUUUCUCUAGAACAGAAGUCACAAGGUGAAGCUGUAACAAAAACAAAGAUGUCAGAACUGGAGACGGAGAGGACUGGCCUGUUACAGAAUGUACAUGAUCUGGAGCAGAAAGUCUCACAGUUACAAGAGAAGUCUUCUCAGCAGGAAGAGAAACUGGCUCUCCAGAUAGUAAAAUUACAGACUAAAGAACAAGAAUUUCAGUCCAGUCUAGAAAAGAAGAUAACUGAGUAUAAGACACUUCAAAAGGAGUGUAGCAAUUAUGAAGAACAAAUUGUAAAAUUGCAGCAGCAAUUUAGAGAUGAAAAUGAAAAAGUCAACAAACUUCAGAAAGAGCUACAGAACACCAAGCUUGCACUUAAAGAGACUGAAGAAAACCUGCAGCAUGCUACAGCAGAAUUGGAGAAAGCUCAAGAUAAUGAACUUUCGCUUAAUAACUCAAUUGAGGAGAUUUCUGAGGUUAAGUCCUCGUUGGACGGCAGGAUUUUACAACUGGACACAGACCUGAACAAGGCUGUUUCAGAAAGAGACUCACUGACGGAGGAAAAGAAACAAAUUUCAGGAGAACUUGAUGGUCUCAAGCAGAAGUAUCAGAGCUUGACAGAGGAGAAGGCGGCUGUGGAUUCUGAACUUGCAUCUCUUAAAGUCACGUUAGAAAAAGACCGCCAAGAUGCCACACAGGAAAUUAAUAGUCUGCAAGAAGCCAAGCAGUUACUUAUUACCCAGAAGUUGGAACUGCAGGGGAAAAUAAACCAGUUAGAGGAAGACAUGAAUAAGGUUAAAGCUGAGAAAGAAGAAAGUGCAGAAGUGGCCAAGAAUGUUCAGAUGAUGUUGAAGGAAGAAAAUGCUGGGCUGCAGCAUAAGCUGGCUGCAGAGAUAGAAGCCAGAGAAAAUGCCAACAAGGAGAAGGAAGAACUGGAGACCAGGAAUGAAAUGCAGUUUUCAGCUCUAAAUGAGAAUUUGGCAACACUUCGCCUGGAUCUUCAGGUGGCCCAGGAGAAAUACUCUGAACUGACCAAGGAAAAUGACGAAAUUAGGGGUGAAAAACUAGAGCUGGAGGCAAAGCUAGAAAAUAACAAUGACGAGAGGCGGGCGCUGCUGGAGAGAUGUCUGAAGAGUGAGAAGAGCUGUGAGGAGUUGAGACAAAAGGUCGCAGAGUACAGGAGAAAGUUUGAAGAGACCACAGCAGCGCUACAAGAGCUGGGGAGAGAGAACCAGGUGCUUCAGAUUCAGACGACUAAAGUGGUCACAAGAAAGUGGGCAGAUGACAGUGAAGUGUUAGAGUGCCAGGCCUGCAGUAAACCCUUCUCUGUCACUGUGAGGAGGCAUCACUGCCGUAACUGUGGCCAGAUCUUUUGCCACGAGUGUUCCAGCAGAAACGCAACAAUUGCAUCCUCCAAGAAGCCAGUGAGAGUUUGUGACACUUGUUACGGGGAGGUUGGGAAGAGGUAGAACACCAUUUUCUUGAAUCCUGGAGGACUUCUAAUGAAUCAAGCAUAUAAAUAAGAAUUAAGUUUAAAGUUGGUGUGCUUACUUAUAUAGGCUGUUUUAUAGCUAAUGAUUAUGCUGAUAAACAGAAAGUUUAGUGUGAGUACUGUGUAUUUGGGAUAUGCUUUUAAGAUGAGCUGAGGAAAAAUUGAUAUCUGUAAGUUUCUAAUUUGUAUACUUUCUUUCUACUUCUUACACAUUCUUAACAAAGUGUUCAUUUUAUUUGAUGUAAAUCUAUUUUUCUUUAGUAGAGCUAUAUGAACAGUUAUUUUAAACAUUGUUAUGAGAAGUUAUUUCAUUUUUAGAUGUAAUUCAUGUACACGUAAAUUGGUUUAACUGAAAAAAAGACUUUCCUAAAAAUUUGUCUGGGAAUUUUGAUUGAUUAAUCGAUUAUCAUUAGGUUCAUCUAACCUUUUUGCUGCAAUUGAUAUAAAACUCACGAAGAAUGAAGUUCUUGUGUUUUAUGGAGAAUCUUGAUCUACAUCAGAAAAACUUGUUUCUUUGUUUGUUCAUAUGAAUUAUGCAAUUAAAACUUAUUGCUGAUAAUGUUGAUAAAGAAAAAAUGUGUUGAAAAACAUUCUAUUCAUAUUUUUGCAAGCUGGCACAGAUUUGUGAUGUGCAAUAUGAAUGCUGUUACAGUAAGUCAUGCCUAAAUACUCCUCUUAGAUACUAGAUGAAAUUACAGACCUGGUGGUAUUGUAUUUAGGAUUGCAUUUGUUUUAUAAGUGGCUUUUUAGAUAAUUUUAUAAGUAACCACUUUGAAGUAGCUGUUGUCAACAUGCAAUCAUACAAAAUAAUGUUUUAUUUUUCUAAGGCAUCACUGAAAAAUAAAUGGCAAUUGUUAUGCCAGUGCAGAAAAUAUGCAGUUCUAAAAUUGGAAUUGAAGAUGUGAGUAUGAUUAUUAUGAAAUGACACAAUAUGCUGGUUUAAAUAUGUAUAUGAUUUGGGUGUGUUUUACAUGUUAACAUUAAUUACCGUAUGACUUUUACAGUAAUAUUGAAUUGAAAAAAGGCAUUAUGGUUGUUUUCAUAAUGUAUGCAAUGUGCAUUAGACUUUUAGAUAGCAAAAAAAAAUUUUGAAAAUGAUUCCCCCCCCCCCCCCAAAAAAAAAAAAAACAUCAAGUUAAUUCUGUGCCAACCUGUUGAGGAAUUAGAGAAAUAUCAACCUGUUUCCAAAUUGUAAUUUUUUAAAUAGUUUCCAAUAAUGAGAGUGAUUAAAAAACAGUUUAUGGAUCGUAAUUUUUAUUCAAUGAUUUUGAAGAUUGGGGUACUGUGUGGAGAGAAGAAAAAUUAAAAUUUCCACGAAAAUUAUUUUUUUAUAAUCCUUUAUAAAUGUCUAAGGUGAUUGUAUGAUAAAACUGAAUAAAUCUUAUGCAGAAUGAGAAUA